ACCUCCGUCAUCGGGUUCAUUAGACACCGGAUCCGAGCAGGAUGAAGACCCUCCUCCUGGCACUGUUCCUGGCCCUCCUCCUGGCGACGGUCGCCGCCCAGCAGCUCUCCAGGUCGAAGAGGUUGACCGCUUUCGGAAAGUCGCCGAGCAACCCAUCAUCGCCUCCACCGCCGCUCGUAGGUAAAGGCAAGGAGUGCAAAUCGAAUCAGGACUGCGCCCAUAUCAUUUACUCGAGCUGCAAAACCGACGACAGGGAUCUGAGAAAGCGAUGCAUUUGCAACGACGGUUCACCGAUCAAAAACGGCCAGUGCGUCAACCGGCCGAGAGUGAGGCGAGGGUACGUUCCAUCGGGCCUUGGGCGGAAGGAAAAAGAUGCUGUCCUGUUCCGACCCGCCCCAACACCCCCAUUCUUCCCGAUCCAGACAAACCGGGUUAACAUGACGACGACGAGGAAACCGCUCUUCGUUCCUCACAUCAGGCUAGGUCUGAGAGAAACGUGCAAGAACGACGGCGAAUGCCUGGAGGGAGGUGAAUGCAAGAUCAACCCCAACGCGACGACGUCCGCAUCGCAGAGAACGACAAAGGUCUGCCUCUGCAGAGAGGGCCGAAUAGAACAAAACAACCAGUGCAACGGGAGUGAACUGCAUACACAAACGUGGAGUGUCGCGCUUGCUUUUGGGUUACUUUCGAUUCUUUUAGGAGGCCGUCAGUACUGAUGUGACCUCGCUCAGGCAAAACAUCGAACCAUAAUUUAAUCAUAAUACAUAUAACGUACAUUCAUAGGAAGCAUUAAUUCACACCUUUCUACACGUGUUUGUAUAAUAAAAUGCUAAAAGGAACAAAUAUUUCAGUCCGGUCCGAGAGGAAACAACUAUAAUAUGGAGAAUACGUAUCAAAAGAUAAUGUACAGUUCCUAUGGAUUCGAUUCUUUAGCAUGCUGUUUGUAGAUUCAGUGCAUUGAGAUCGUGUAAAUAACGUCUUUUGACUCGUUCAUUGCAGAUAUAUUUUAAAACAAAUGUAGCCGAGCACUCAAAUGAUUCUUUACGAUGGAACGAACGGAAAUUGGGAUGAUCCGGACGUCUUUUACAUUUAUAUAUUUGACAUUUCUAGAUGGUCCACAUUUUCAGUAUUAAGUUAUUCAUGUCGAUGCUACUGCAUAUAGCUAUUUAAGAUUGAUACAAUUUAUCAAUAGUGGAUGUUAGUUUUCUUAAUCUAGAUUUCUAUUUCUAUUUUAAAAUAAAAUUUCAAAAAUAAAAGAACUUGUAUAUUUGUACCGUAUCAGCCUGUUUCUUGAUCAUUAACAUAAUUAAACGUAUUAUACCUGA
This is a messenger RNA of Cimex lectularius (bed bug), 1325 nucleotides long. RefSeq lists its product as uncharacterized. The transcript has 6 exons. The record is from RefSeq and is a predicted model, not a curated record. The coding region runs from base 42 to 716 and encodes 224 amino acids. NCBI's taxonomy places the organism in Eukaryota, Metazoa, Arthropoda, Insecta, Hemiptera, Cimicidae.